This is a messenger RNA of Bufo bufo (common toad), 1092 nucleotides long. RefSeq names its product homeobox protein Mix.1-like. Lineage: Eukaryota; Metazoa; Chordata; Amphibia; Anura; Bufonidae. The coding region runs from base 1 to 1092 and encodes 363 amino acids. Gene Ontology annotation, molecular function: DNA-binding transcription factor activity, RNA polymerase II-specific; RNA polymerase II transcription regulatory region sequence-specific DNA binding. Gene Ontology annotation, biological process: regulation of transcription by RNA polymerase II. The transcript has 3 exons. The record is from RefSeq and is a predicted model, not a curated record.
AUGGCAGAAUUUACCCAAGACCUCGAGGAUUACUACCAGGCCUACUUCCAGCCCGGCCCCAACCAAAUGGCCUUCUCCGACCACCAGGAGCAGUACAUGGGGGUGAACAUGACCCCCGCACCGCAAAAGGAAUUCCAGCAGACGAGUGUUAAAGAAGAGACAAAUGAACAAGCAAUCGGUGAGAGGUCUGUAGAAGGUUCUGUGUCCAAAAAGAUGUUAAAGCGCCAAAAGCUGCCAGAGAUCGCAUCACCCUCUUCCUUGGAACAAUUGACCAUAUCUCAGCGUAGGAGGAGGACCGUGUUCAGCAAGUACCAGCUGGAUGUCUUAGAGGAUUUUUUCCAAACCAACAUGUACCCAGAUAUCCAUCAUCGAGAGGAACUGGCCAAACGCAUCUAUAUUCCUGAGUCCAGGAUCCAGGUUUGGUUCCAAAACAGAAGAGGAAAAUCCAGACGUGAAAAGAGCAAAUCAAACCUUUUCAACAAUGUGGGCGUAUGUUACUCCAAUAUCCGUCCCCCGGUCAACCACAAUCAUUCUGGGCCAACAACAACUAAGUCGGAACAGCACCAGCCUAUGAUGCCCUGGCAACAAGGUCAACCCACCAUGAGUUUACAGCAAGACCUGUUCCGCCAGCCUCCCAACUCCAUGUCAUACCCUACAUAUUCUUGUGCCGUGCCUCAAGAGCGGAUGAUGAACCAAAUGUCAUCCAACUCCUACAACCAAAGGCCACAUGCAAACAACCAACAGCACUUGUAUAGGAACGUGAACGCCGAGGUGAUGGACCUGAGCUGCAGACCCAACCAGAUGCCUACUACCCAAGUCAACUUCAUGGGGGCCUUUAACAUCAUCCCACCCAACAAGACCAUCACACCAGAUAUGAACAUAAAAAUCCCACCAAUCCCAAUGUCUAAAAAUUCCAGGUAUCCCAAUGGAAUUAACCCAUUCACCAAUCAACUUCCAUGUAAGAGGUCCAGCAGGAAGGAUGACUUCUAUGAGCAAAGUUCUCUUGAUUCCGAUUCUGGCGUUAGUGAGAAAUCUCCGGAAUCGGGGUCUGAUUCUAAGGAAAGUAUCUCCUCCAUCAUCUGUAGCCUGUAA